UCGCGGCGCUAGCUUUCUUUUCCAAAAUGGUGGACGUACUUCUAGCUGUGGUCGGAUUUUUGUGGCUUACUUAUUUAUGGGAAAACUAUCUCUCAUACCGUCAGCAUAAAGUUCUAAAGUACACUAAGGAUGUUCCUGAUGAGCUGAAAGACACAUUGGAUCACGAGUCAUUUGAGAAAGCACGGGUUUAUCAGCUGGAUCGCUCUUCAUUUGGUUUUGUAUCUGGAGCAUAUUCUCAAGUAGAAACAACGCUUAUCCUACUGCUUGGUGGAAUACCUUUUUUGUGGAGAAUUUCUGGACUGUUGAUUUCCAAAUUUGGUUAUUCAACUGAUUACGAGAUCACUCAGUCAUUGGCAUUUCUUUUGAUCGGGAUGCUUUUCAGUACCAUCACAGAUCUUCCUUGGAGCCUGUAUAGUACAUUUGUUAUUGAAGAGAAACACGGCUUCAACAAGCAGACUCUUGGCUUCUUCUUUAAGGAUACUGUGAAGAAGCUGGCUGUCAUGCUGGUGAUAUCACUUCCUUUACUUGCUGCAUUGCUUUACAUCAUCAAGUGGGGUGGAGAGUACUUCUUCAUCUAUACUUGGAUAUUUACACUUAUAGUUACCCUGGCUUUAGUGACAGUAUACAUGGACUACAUAGCCCCUUUAUUUGACAAGUUCACUCUUCUUCCAGAAGGAACUCUGCGCUCUGCAAUUGAGCAGUUAGCAGCCAGGAUAUCUUUUCCAUUAACCAAAAUUUAUAUUGUGGAUGGAUCCAAGAGAUCCUCUCAUAGCAAUGCAUAUUUUUAUGGAUUCUUCAAGAACAAGAGGAUUGUUCUUUUUGACACUUUACUGGCUGAAAAUCCUAUAAAGGAAGAGAAGGAUAGUGAAGAAGGUGGAAAGGAAAAUGAUGAUAACAAGGAGCAAGAUAAGGAGGCAGUGGAUGAACCUGUGGAAAAUAAUGAGCAGAAGGAGGAUGCAACAGAAGAUGAUGAAGUGAAGAAGGGCAAAGGUUGCUCAAAUGAUGAGAUACUGGCAGUUCUAGGGCAUGAACUGGGCCACUGGAAACUUAGUCACACCCUUAAAAACCUUGGAAUCUCACAGGUGAACACAUUUUUUUCGUUCAUGAUGUUCGGUUUUCUGAUGCAUAACAGGGCAUUGUUUGCAAGCUUUGGUUUCCCCGACUCACAGCCCACAUUGAUUGGUCUGGUGAUCAUAUUUCAGUUUAUAUUUUCACCUUACAAUGAGUUACUAGGUUUUCUGAUGACCGUCCUAAGCCGAAAGUUUGAAUUUCAAGCCGACGCCUUCGCAAAGAAUCUUGGGUUUUCCACAUUUUUACGUUCAGCCCUGAUAAAGCUUCACAAAGACAACCUUGGGUUCCCUGUGGCAGAUAAAUUAUACUCGGCGUACCAUUUCUCACAUCCGCCUUUGAUUGAACGGCUGAGAGCCUUAGGAAUCAAAGAAGAGUGAUACGAUAACCACAGUAAUUAGCAUAAGAAGUGACCUGUGGCACCUUUAAUUCUUAAGAAAGAAACGACUCCUGUUUAUCUUAAAUCUGAAGUUAUCUAUGCUUCGUGAGUCUCAUAUGUAUUUGCAUGCUUUAAUGUAUCAUUUUAGAGAAGGUUGUGCUGAGCCGAGUUUGUGUUUAAGAUACUCGGCUUAUAAAUGAGAAGACUAUAACUUG
Molecule: messenger RNA, 1662 nt
Organism: Pocillopora damicornis (cauliflower coral)
Lineage: Eukaryota; Metazoa; Cnidaria; Anthozoa; Scleractinia; Pocilloporidae
Product: CAAX prenyl protease 1 homolog
Biological process (GO): CAAX-box protein processing
Molecular function (GO): metalloendopeptidase activity
Source: RefSeq, a predicted model, not a curated record